AUGUGCACCUACAAACGGUUUAUUUUCGAAUGCAAGCAUGUCGUUUGGACCGGCCGUGUGAAACAGUGCACGAUUGGUGAGGACUACCAGCAGCGUGACAUAGUCCACGAUUGCAUGAUCAAGGAGGGACAUCCGCUACAUUCUCGAAGGCUACUGCAGGAUUGUGAGAGAUGCGUCAGGCUAAAGAAGGCCUCUGAUGCCUUUUGGGUGAACAUCCAAGAAUGCCGUGACGAGUGUACUCAGGUCAUCCUGUCCCAUCCGACGAACGAAGGGGGGAAAGUUGAUACCAAGCCUAUGGAUGAAGAGGACAUGGAGUAUGGAGGGGAACAUGAUGCAGAAUCUCACCAGCACUCUACACCAGAUUCUACAACCAAAGUAGACCAGGAUUCUCGAGAGACGGAUAACCAAGACGGUUGGGUCUAUUCGCUAAACGGCCGUCUUCAGACCUGCGGGAGAGAUGUGGAAAGAGAUAUCGAAUCCUUGAGUCUGCCAGACACCGAGAACAUAGAGCCUCAGACCUUGGCCGAGAAAGAUGGCUCCGCAGUUAUAUCUUUUCGUGUUUCAGAACAGUUCAAAAGCUACAUCCCCCAGCAACAAAAGACCGACAGCCGACUCCCAGAAGCACUUCCGAAUAUGAGAAAUCUGGGAAUACCGAGCGACACCAAAAUACAGAUCAACCAAAAGUCAAAUACUGCGUCAGACAAGGAUCGAGAGACCGUGAGAAUCACAUCAACUCUUCCAACCCUUCGCGCCAUUCCCAAGCCCAAGUCAAUGAAGGUUGAUGUGGACAAUCAUCACCCGGGUCCCACAUCCCGACAAUCUAUACCAAUAGCCCGCAAACCAUCGGUUGGAAAAGUUAUGCGACUUCCUCAGCCGACUAGGGCAAUGAGUGUCGGUUUGAACGUACCAGACAGGUCUCUUAUCUAG
Molecule: messenger RNA, 927 nt
Organism: Clonostachys solani
Lineage: Eukaryota; Fungi; Ascomycota; Sordariomycetes; Hypocreales; Bionectriaceae
Source: the annotation of a GenBank genome assembly